GAGAGCCAAAUUUACACGAGAGAGCAGAAUAGCUCCUCAGAUUGCUUGGAACAGUGCUAGACAUUGAAGAGAGCUAAAUUCUAUUGGGGUAAAAGUACACCUAAAAAAAAUUUCUUACUCCAGGUUGGGAAUUUUCCACGUGCCAACAUGUGCACUUAUUAAGCACGAGCGUAGGAGGAGAAGCAUAUGGUGGUGUGUUGGGGAGAAUUGCUUUGCCAGUUGUUUGAUCCAAAGGGCUGAGUAAUGGCUCCAUGCCAUUUCUAAAACAAAAAGGACAAAGUACCCAUCUCAUCAAGUUAGAUCUGAGUUUUCUAACCUUCUUGGGCAAAGGGGAAUCCAGUGUUAAAUGUGUUAGAUCCCAGGAAGGUGGUGAUGAAAGCCUGGGAUUGCAAUGGCGAGCUGACCUCCAGCAACCAUUUUUAGGCUUUAUGGGGCUUGUCCAACAUCCUGGAUAUUCUUAAACCUAGCCUUUUGUUCAGAAUUUUUGAGGGGGAGCACAACUAUUGAAGAAGUUGGAAGAAGCAGUGAAAGGUGUGGGGAAAAACAGUCUGUUGAGCAGAGAGAGCCCAAUAGCUUACUGGGGAAAUAUGGUUUCAGUAAAGUACCUCUGUGUGUGUGUGUGUGUGUGUAUAUGAAGGCUUGGCCCACUAUCACUUUAAUCCAGAAGUUCUGCCAAAAUUUCGCCAAGAUUAAAUGAGUUUGGCAGACAGAGGCCUGAAAUAGUUUGAAAUACCAUUCUUCGGUGGACCACUGCCAAUAUAGCACUGGAAACAAUGGCAUUACUAUUCUUUCUGGCUGUGCCCAGGAGCCCUUUGGCAAGACUGAUGGCUGCUACACCGCCCGGUGUAAGGCUUUGACUCACCUGAGAAGACGGUAGCGCUACUCAUUUCAGUAAGGGCUGCAGGACUGGCCUCUAACACAAGCCAGGCAGGGAAGGGGUUGGGCAGAUCGAUCAGGCUGUGGGUUCUGAGUAUUGGAGUCUGCUGGCUGGGUGAGAAGGCUAGUCUGAUGUGAAGUGUAUGUAUACCAUUGCUUCCUCAUGUACAUCUCUGCACCUUCUGAUCCCAUUUGUGUUAUAGAACAUGCACCAGCCUAGAGCUGCAACACCGCCGAGGGGACUGGGUCCUGGUCUGUCCUGUCUGUGGAAAACACCCAUCUUUCUGGAUUGCUAUGGAAGGUGGAGUCUGAGUGUGCAAAAACCCCUGCUUUCCAUGGUCCAUAUCCAGUGGGAAUCUGACCCAGUCCUUUUUCCUUGCCUGAGUGUGCUGUAGAGGCUGAGCUAUUGAAAGGGACAUCCUUGGCUCUCACUUGGGAGUAAGGGACAACUGCCCUGUGGCUGGCCUGGUCAGGAAGUAGAAUCCUCUUCACCUGCAAGUCUCACAUUGUCAAGCCUGUAUUUCUCUGUGCUGAACUAGCAGGGGAGCAGAUUGCUCUAGCCCCAUCUCUUCUCGUUCUCCUCUACCCACCCCUGGCAAUGGAUACCGACGUGACAGGGCUCAAGCUUUCAACCAGUUCUCUUUCCUUUUCCUGUGAGUAACUUUGCCUUUCUGGGGAGAAAGCAUAGAGGCUGUCUGAGUACGCAAAUGUAUGAUUCCUUUCCAUAGUGCAUUGGCACACCCAGACCACAAGGCGGCACCCUCUAAUCUGUGUUUGUAACACGGCUAAAAUUAUAGCUUCUCUUCCCAUCAUUCAGCUUUGAAUUUAACCAUUGAUGUCCCUGUUCUAUAGGUAUAUCAAAGCCUAUCUCAGUUUAUACACAGACCUGGGGUAUAAUUAUUGGCCUCAAAUGCUGAAUCAUUAUACUGAGUUUUGAUCAGGUUACACAAGGGUCAGUCUUGAGAGUCAGGGAUUAGGGGCCUGUUCCCAGAUCAACACUGGGAUCCGACUCUCCUAUCUCACAGGAGUGUUUGUAAGUACUUGGACGUCCCCAGCCGAGGCCGUGUGAGUGUAAAACACUGGCUUGGUUAUAAACAACUCCCAACAAGCUGGCCCUAAGGUGCCAGGGCUCUGUGGCAGCCUCAUUUAAAUUUAAAAAUGGAGGGUUUUAACAAUUUAAAUACAAACAUUAUGAAUCUGUUUAGUAAGUACCCAUCUGCAAAACUGUGAGGAGAGAGUUUGGGCCUGUGAUAAUCACGCUUGCUGGAUCUUUUGCUAAAAUGCUCAGUAGUAAAAUAGGAUUGACAUUUAAACUCCCACUACGUUUUGGCAUCACCAGCACCACAUUGAAACAAACAGGGCAGUUCACACCUUUCAGAGCUGCUAUUGGAGGCUGUUUGCAGACUCUGGAACCCAGCACUGUACUGGUUACACUCAGUUCUCGUUUUCAGGGUUCUCUCACCCAGGUGGGCAAGAAAUUUUUUUGUUUUUAAUGACAGCGGAGAUUUUAAUGACCCAGUUUUGCAGCCACAGAAGAGACAGGGACCUGUUUGUAAGCACAUUUGGCCUUGUUUUAAGCUUCCCUCCUGGUACUUUGUUGUGUGGUGUUCCUGCUCAGGUUCCAUUCCACUUGUGAGCCCUGGAACUGGGUUAGGAAAUAGAUGAUUUAAUCAGCUGGAGUUGUGAUGCUCUGCAGCCUUGGGGAAGGCUUCUUUCCUUGGCACACAACCUGUGCAGUGCUGCAAGGAUGUGUUGCUGAGUAUCUAGGCAGUCAUGCUUGCCCUUGCAGACUGGCAGCAUGAGGGAGCAACCCUUAAUGCUUCCAGGCCACAGUUGCCAAGUGGACUCAAUUGCGUCAGCAUUAUGGGCUGUUUGCUCGGGUGCUGAAGAAGGUGUUCUUUGCCAAGAAGGCCAAUGGCAUUUUGGGAUGUAUAAGUAGGGGCAUAGCGAGCAGAUCGAGGGACGUGAUCGUCCCCCUCUAUUCGACAUUGGUGAGGCCUCAUCUGGAGUACUGUGUCCAGUUUUGGGCCCCACACUACAAGAAGGAUGUGGAUAAAUUGGAGAGAGUCCAGCGAAGGGCAACAAAAAUGAUGAGGGGUCUGGAACACAUGACUUAUGAGGAGAGGCUGAGGGAACUGGGAUUGUUUAGUCUGCAGAAGAGAAGAAUGAGGGGGGAUUUGAUAGCUGCUUUCAACUACCUGAGAGGUGGUUCCAGAGAGGGUGGUUCUAGACUGUUCUCAGUGGUAGAAGAGGACAGGACAAGGAGUAACGGUCUCAAGUUGCAGUGGGGGAGGUUUAGGUUAGAUAUUAGGAAAAACUUUUUCACUAGGAGGGUGGUGAAACACUGGAAUGCACUACCUAGGGAGGUGGUAGAAUCUCCUUCCUUAGAAGUUUUUAAGGUCCGGCUUGACAAAGCCCUGGCUGGGAUGAUUUAAUUGGGGAUUGGUCCUGCUUUGAGCAGGGGGUUGGACUAGAUGACCUCCUGAGGUCCCUUCCAACCCUGAUAUUCUAUGAUUCUAUGCUCUGCUAGGGCUCCUAAGCACUUUCGUUGGAAUCAGCACAAUGCUGCAUUGUGAUCUUCCUUGAGGAAGUGACUCUAACCAGGCCCACGCGUUAUGCAGGGCUUUCCAGCCACAGACAUAUGGGAGCAGUGUCUCAGCAAAGAUUUUUUGGGAGCAAAAGCUUGCUGAGUGACAGCUGUAACUGGAGAGUGGGGGAGUUAUGGAGAGCAUGAGAAGUGAAAUUUAGUAGCCUCCUGUACAUAGUGUUUUACACUCUCAAAGUGCUGUGCAAGCAACCCCUCUCCUCCAUGGUAAUUGGUUGUGAUAAAUUGUAUAGUCAGUUGCUUGACCACACUUUGGUUUGUUAUUUGUUUGAAAUAUACUUGAGACCAAAGAAUCAAGGUCAGUUGGGUUUAUUGUUGCAAUACACGAAAAAUGUGUAUACAGUACCAGUCUCCAAAGAGCGGUUGCAUGCAGUGAUGGUACCUCAUCUUAUGCAGAAGUUGUGCUCCCCAAGUUACAGGUUUCAGUUGCUAUUAUUUACAUGAUUUUACAAGUUAUCCGUUUCUUUACGUCACUGAAGUCCAACCCAUCAGCUUGUUCCAGUUCCCUAACUUGUUGUUCUGUUCCUUCCUUAGCUUUGUUCUGGACAUUAGCAUUCCUCGUACUGAUCCAUGAAGGUCCUUCCCUAGCUGGUACCAUGACAGAGAGCGAAUGUGUCUGAUUUUGACAAGUUUCCUAUCUGCUUGUGCCAAAUGCUGACUUCAGCACAUUCCAAGUAUUAUGCGAUCCUUAGCAUAAGUGAACAGGAUUAUGGUGUAGACCAGGUUAAGUUCUAUCACUAUUGCAUUAUUGGUGCUUUGUGUAUUAUACACACACACACACACACACAUUAACACCAUAUACAAUAUGUAUAUAUGGUACAGAUAAUACAUAUUAUGAAUAUGUUAUAUAUUUGUAUGCUAACCGGCAUAUAUUAGUCAACAUCGGGCUGGCCAGUGAAUAACAGAUGCAGGCAAAUUGCUGUUGUGGUGAUCCCUUUGCCAACCCCAAAGGGAAGCACCCUGACUGGGUGACCCAUAAGGGUCUCUCCAUUCCAUUUCAGAAACUGACUAUUAAAUGGAAAACCUCAAUGCUCAGCUGCCAUUUGCUCCCCCAGCAAACUUACAGAAAAAACGAAAAUUCCACAGGCAGAUUCUGUGCCUGCUGGAAACCUUGGAAAGGGACCAAAAAACCAAGGAGUAAACACUUCAUCAGAUGGUGCCAGGAGAAGAGGGGCUGGGUACCUACACUUCGUUGGAUGUUGGGCUGCUGGGAACAUAAGUGGAAAGGAUGGGGACUGAGUGAGUUUCUUCAAUAAAGUGUGGUUUCAGAGUAACAGCCGUGUUAGUCUGUAUUCACAAAAAGAAAAGGAGUACUUGUGGCACCUUAGAGACUAACCAAGUUAUUUGAGCAUAAGCUUUCGUGAGCUACAGCUUAUGCUUAUGCUCAGAUAAAUUGGUUAGUCUCUAAGGUGCCACAAGUACUCCUUUUUUCAAUAAAGUGUGGGAUCAAACUUUUGCUAUUGUGCUGAAGUCUAGUGGAGUCGCUCCAGGUCGCUAGCAGUGUAACAGGGAGCAGAAUUUGGCCUUGUGUGUCUCAUCUCUCUAAGAAGUGCAGGUAGUUACUGCUAUGGACCCUGCUGAGAGGUCUAAAGGAGGAGUCAGUUUCUCCUACUCUCCGUGGUCCCACUUUGGCCAACCUUCCGUUGAGUAGCACCUUUGAAACCAAUGGGACUAUUCACAAAGUAAGGUUCUACUCAGCAUGUCGGGCAGAAUAAGGCCCAGAAUUAGAAUGGAUGAGGGUGGUCUCCAGGCUGGUAAUUUUACUGCUGUGGCUGCCACUGACCAGAGCUAUUCUGACCGUCACUGAGCUUACUCCUAUGGGUGUGUUUCCACAGACUGUUAGGAGAUGGGCCAUGUUUUGCCUCUGCUUGGUGCUUCGAUACCAAGAUGGGAGGGGUUGCAAGUGCUUUGGAGGGUAGGAUUAUAAUUCAAAAUGAUCUGGACAAACUGGAGAAAUGGUCUGAAGUAGAUAGGAUAAAAUUCAAUGUGGACAAAUGCGAAGUACUCAACUUAGGAAGGAAUAAUCAGUUGCACACAUACAAAAUGGGAAAUGACUGCCUAGGAAGGAGUACUGCGGAAAGGGAUCUGGAGUCAACAGUGUAACAUUGUUGGGGAAAAAAGUGAACAUCAUUCUCGGAUGUAUUAACAGGAGUGUUGUAAGCAAGACACAAGAAGUAAUUCUUCCGCACUGAUACAGCCUCAACUGGAGUAUUGUGUCCAGUUCUGGGUGCCACAUUUCAGGAAAGAUGUGGACAAAUUGGAGAAAGUCCAGAGAAGAGCGACAAAAAUGAUUGAAGGUCUAGAAAACAUGACCUAUGAGGAGACAUUGAAAAAAAUGGGUUUGUUUAGUCUGGAGAAGAGAAGACUGAGAGGGGUCAUAACAGUUUUCAAGUACUUAAAAGGUUGUUACAAAGAGGAGAGAGAAAAAUUGUUGUUCUUAACCUCUGAGGCUAGGACAAGAAGCAAUGGGCUUAAAUUGCAGCAAGGGAGGUUUAGGUUGGACAUUAGAAAAAAUGUUCUAACUGUCAGGAUGGUCACGCCCUGGAAUAAAUUGCCCAGGGAGGUUGUGGAAUCUCCGUCAUUGGAGAUUUUUAAGAGCAGGUUGGACAAACACCCAUCAGGGAUGGUCUGGAUUAGGGGUUCUCAAACUGGGGGUCAGGACCCCUCAGGGUUGCAAGGUUAUUACAUGGGGGGUCAUGAGCUGUGAGCCUCUGCCCUAAAUGCCACUUUGCCUCAGCAUUUAUAAUGGUGUUAAAUAUGUAAAAAGGUGUUUUUAAUUUAUAAGGGGAUCACUCAGAGGCUUGCUAUAUGAAAGGGUCACCAGUACAAAAGUUUCAGAACCACUGAUCUAGAUAAUACUUAGUCCUGCCUUGAGUGCAGGGCACUGGACUAGAAGACCUAUUGAGGUCCCUUCCAGUCCUACAAUUCUAAGCUUUGGUGACUAGUACUUCUGGCCCCUCAGCACUGGGCCUGGGUGCUGGCCCCUGCUAUUCAGCUGUGCAUGCUCUAAUCUGCCGUGGAACAAGGGCUGCUCUCAGAAUCACAAGAGCAAGCUGCCAGCGCUUACAGAUCAGACAGAAUCAAAGCUAAAAUGCUUCCUGGCUCUGCAGCGGUGCAAACCACUCCAAGUUUGAAUUGAUUUAAACCCAGAAGUGUCAACUUACUUGACUUGAAAUGUUCAUAACUUUAACACUCUGUAACUGAUUUUCUUCAAUCUUGUCUUAUUUUGACUUAAAAAUCGAAGUAUGUCUGACAGAGUUAGCUGCAGUGUACUGAGCAUGAGGGUGUGUGAGAAGUUGGUGUUAUAUAGGGUGUUAAAAGACAGUCUGGUGCAGUGAGGCCAGGUGUUAAUACAUAAGCAAAAGGACGUAGCAGAGCUGAGUAGAUUGAGUCUUCUGCCUUCAGUGCUGGUCCUGACUUCAUCAUCUUAUUGCUGGGUGAAAUGGUAUCUUUCUGCAUGGACUUGCUGUGUGGACUCAAUGGAGCUGCCACUACUCCGCUAUGCCUGAGAAGCAACAGGUCACCUGGAAGUGGGGAAAGCCCUGCCCUGCUGCUGGAAAUGCUCUGUCAGAUUUCAUUCGUUCCCCUCUCAAAUAUACAUAAUCCAGCUCCCCCCAACGUCCCUUUCCUGGGGUCAGCAGCACGGCAAGGGAGUUUUGUACUGAGAACGUGGCCGCCGGUGAACAGACAGGCUCUGAGCCCGAACCAUUCCAUGUAGCCGUGUCGCUGCUCUGGAAGCCCUGUGGGCCUCCUCAGCCAGGUUGACGGAAGUGAUGAGGAGUUAGCACAGACUGCCAUGAGGCAGAAGGUGGCUUUCAAACUUCAAUAAUGAUCCCACUAGCUUCCCCCUUUCUGCAGUGUGGUGCUUUGCAUCCCUUAAAGCACUGCCCAGAAGAGAAGGAUUAUUCCAUCUCCCAACCGGGGGAGAUUUGAGGCAGAGAGCUUGGGACCUGCCCAAAUCUGCAAAGGGAGGUGGUAUCAGAAGAGAUCAGGUUCUUGGGUGUUCCUGGCUCCCAAUCCUGUGUUUGGGCCAGUAAGUGACUCAGCAUAAGUCUCUGCUCUCCUCCCACUUGGAGAGCGCUGCAGCUGGGUGGGGCUGUGCACAGACACCCUUCGCCAUGCAGCUUUGGGGAUGUUUUUAUUGAAGGGUUUGUGUGUGUGUAUGAAGUCAUGUGCCAACUGUUGUGAAACACGGGCCUCAUUAAACAUGCAGUCUGUUCCUUUGCACUAUCGUGUGAAUUUCCUUCUGCAUGUUCCUGGCCAACACGGCCAGACUUGCCUUUCCUGCGUUCGUAACGUCCGCUAGCUGCCUGGCCUCCGUCCUCUCCUCGAAGGCCUCUGAGCAUUGGCCUGCUAAACCCAGGGUUGUGAGUUCAAUCCUUGAGGGGGCCAUUUAGGGAUCUGGGGCAAAAAUUGGGGAUUGGUCCUGCUUUGAGCAGGGGGUUGGACUAGAUGACCUCCUGAGGUCCCUUCCAACCCUGAUAUUCUAUGUUCUAUGUUCUAUUCUCGCAGCUGCCCUCCUCCAACUGGUCCAAUUUCGGUCAUGUUCAGACUGAUUCUGCUGGCAACAAAAGGCUGUUUUGGAAAAACCUGGGCUGUAUUCGCUCAUGGCCUGACAGCACAGAGCCCCACUCAGCCUGCACACGCUGUUCCUGUUCACAGCUGUGGCCACGCCCACGAGAAGCCCGUGAAACCCUCUCUGGAGGCAGCCUGGUGUCCUGUGCCUCGGGGCCGGGAGCUGAGACUCCCUUCCUCGCUCUGGCCUUCGUCCCCCCUGCUGUAGCGUGGAGAUCGUGUUCACCCACGACGGGGAAGUGGGGCGCCGGCUGUAAAGCGCGGUAUGUGACGUGUUGUCACCAGCCCUGCGACGAACCCCAGCCUGAGCCACAAGAGCAGGGCAAGCUGAGUGGCACUGAAGCAAGGGGUUAAAUUCAGAGCGGUUGUGAGAGGGGUUGUCAGACUUGCACCCACGCAUUGGGCUGAGCGGCUGUGCAGUGCGUCCUCGGGAACUGGGGAAGGUGUGAGUGAAAGGAAGCGGGGGAGGGGUGGCUAGUGUUGAAUUUUGCACCUUUUACACAGUCUUAGGGUUGUUGUUUUGAGCGGGGGGGGGAUUGGCAAUGUUCCUCUCUGGCCCCGCCCCCUCCCUGGGUGAUGUAGAGGGGACGUGGGUGGGAGUCCGGGGUGCUGCGACAUGCAUGGAGAGAUGUGACUUGUCCCCUCUUGCAAUCCCUGAGGACUCAGCGGCUUGGGCCUGGUAUCUAAUCCCCAUCUUGAUCCAGCCAUGGUGGCUCCGGGUUGCUCUGGGAGGCCACUGGGCAUCAAGGGAAGGCUUCUGCCUCUGCCCCUUUGUGAGACAGUGGAAGGCUGGCUGGGCAGGUUACUCCAGCCGCACUCUCCAGGCACUACCCCCUCCCCGUGACAGGGGUGUGGAACAAACCAAACAAGCAAAGGUUACAGCAGCAGUUGAGUCAACAGCAACCUGCGAGGGAGAAAAGCCCCUCAGUGCUGAGAGCUACCACCGCCUGCAGGAGCCCAGCCAGGAGGAGGAGCUGGGAGGCUUUUUGCUCUGGAAUCAACAGAAGAGGCUACAGUCGGCAUGGAGGCAGCGAGCCGAGGGGACGGCGCAGAAGCGCUGUCCAACGACAAGAUCUUUGUGCUGACUUGCGUCUACUUGGCGGCCUUAUCUCUGAGCCUCGUCGGCAGCAGCUCAGUCCUUGCUGUAUCCACCCUCAGGAGGAGAUGCUUCCACAGCCAGCUGCUCCCCCUCUUCCUGCUCUCCCUGGCAGACUUCCUGGCUGCCUUGGUGCUGAUCAUCACGGCUGCCAUCCAGCUCCUUCCAGCCCAACUCUUUGUCCUGGCUUACGAGUUCUGCCCCUACGGCCUGAUGCUGGCCAUGAUGUUCUACGCUAUCUCCUUCCUGAUGGUCAUUGUCUAUGCCUACGAAGUGAACCGCACCAUCCGUGGCUGGAGAGUGACGCACAUGACCGCUCUGCAGGAGGGACGCAGGUGCGCGGAGAGGGUGCAGCGCUGCCUGCCCUAUGCCCUGGCCUGGCUGCUCCCCGCCCUCAUGUUCCUGGGCCAGCUGCUGCUGAGAGGCACGUCCGUGAGAGACAUCGCUCCCAUGGCCGUCGAACCCGGCAUGCCCCGCACGGCCAAUCGCUCCCGAGAGGCCUACAGCCUGUACUGCUCCAGCUGCCUGGUCCUCAUCCACCGCGCGCAGGACGCCUGCUCCACGUACACGGGCGGGAAGGACACGGGCCUGGAGAUGAAAAUCAUCUUCUUCCUGUCCCUGCUGCUGGUGCUGAGCUGCUGCACCUUCCUGUACUGCAGGGUGAAGCUCUGGUGCAGGAGGAACAAUGAGGUGCGGUUGAUGAACAUGGAGAACGACGGCUUCGCCAGCAGGAACAUCCAAAGCGUUUGCAAAAUUUCUCGCUGCUUCCAGCUGGUUUUCCUGAUCUGCUGGACCCCAGCCUUCCUGCUCAGCAUCCUCUCCUUCACCAGCAUCGAGCCCGCCUCCAUCUUUGCACUUCAUGUUGCCAUGGCCCUGACCAUGUCCCUCCAAGGGCUCCUGCACAGUUUGGUCUACGGCUGGCUGCGGCAGAACUUCCGCCAGGAGGCUCUGGGGGAGACACUCCCCUUGAGAUACUACCCCGGCCUCAAAGCCUGCUACGAAGAAUCGUUCGGUGUUGAGUGCUAG
Molecule: messenger RNA, 10178 nt
Organism: Caretta caretta (loggerhead turtle)
Lineage: Eukaryota; Metazoa; Chordata; Testudines; Cheloniidae
Biological process (GO): adenylate cyclase-activating G protein-coupled receptor signaling pathway
Cellular component (GO): plasma membrane
Molecular function (GO): G protein-coupled receptor activity
Source: RefSeq, a predicted model, not a curated record